CGCGCCCACCGUCUGAACCGGGCGGGUAACUGCCCGGGAACAACGGAAAGGCGUUUGUUAGUCUGUGGUCUGACUUCGGUUGCAAUCUUGACAGCAGCAGUGAUCGCCGGACGAAGAGUAAGUACCUCGAGUGAUUGGGCAAAAUGGCAAAUAUCAAAAUCUUCGGAGGCAGCUCCCAUCAGGACCUAUCCCAGAAAAUUGUCGACCGCCUGGGCCUGGAGCUAGGCAAGGUGGUGACCAAGAAAUUCAGUAACCAGGAGACCUGCGUGGAAAUUGGCGAGAGUGUGCGAGGAGAGGAUGUCUACAUAGUGCAGAGUGGUUGUGGCGAAAUCAAUGACAGUCUAAUGGAGCUUUUGAUCAUGAUUGAUGCCUGCAAGAUUGCUUCAGCCAGCCGGGUUACUGCGGUCAUCCCAUGCUUCCCUUAUGCCCGGCAGGAUAAGAAGGAUAAGAGCCGGGCCCCAAUAUCCGCCAAACUUGUUGCAAACAUGCUGUCUGUAGCAGGUGCAGAUCAUAUCAUCACCAUGGACUUACAUGCUUCUCAAAUUCAGGGGUUUUUUGAUAUCCCCGUAGACAAUCUCUAUGCGGAGCCAGCUGUCCUGAAAUGGAUAAGGGAGAAUAUCUCUGAGUGGAGGAACUGCACUGUUGUCUCACCAGACGCUGGUGGAGCUAAGAGAGCGACCUCCAUUGCACACAGGUUGCAUGUGGCCUUUGCCUUGAUUCACAAAGAACAGAAGAAGGCCAAUGAAGUGGACCGUAUGGUGCUAGUGGGGGAUGUGAAAGAUCGUGUGGCCAUCCUUGUGGAUGACAUGGCUGAUACUUGUGGUACAAUCUGUCAUGCAGCUGACAAACUUCUCUCCGCUGGAGCCGCCAGAGUUUACGCGAUCUUGACUCACGGAAUCUUCUCUGGCCCAGCCCUUGCUCGCAUCAACAGUGCGUGCUUUGAAGCGGUGGUCGUCACCAAUACCAUACCUCAGGAGGGUAAGAUGAAACAUUGCUCCAAGAUACAGGCGAUCGACAUCUCCAUGAUCCUUGCGGAAGCCAUCAAGAGAACUCACAACGGAGAAUCUGUUUCCUACCUAUUCAGCCAUGUCCCUUUGUAAUAGAAUAACUUCAGGUUAUUCUAUUUUAAAAUAAGAUAAAAUAAAAAUAAAAAUAUGCCUUGCCCCUUG
Molecule: messenger RNA, 1169 nt
Organism: Felis catus (domestic cat)
Lineage: Eukaryota; Metazoa; Chordata; Mammalia; Carnivora; Felidae
Gene: PRPS1L1
Product: phosphoribosyl pyrophosphate synthetase 1 like 1
Exons: 1
Coding region: 144-1100 (318 amino acids)
Biological process (GO): purine nucleotide biosynthetic process; 5-phosphoribose 1-diphosphate biosynthetic process; ribonucleoside monophosphate biosynthetic process
Cellular component (GO): ribose phosphate diphosphokinase complex; cytoplasm
Molecular function (GO): ATP binding; magnesium ion binding; ribose phosphate diphosphokinase activity
Source: RefSeq, a predicted model, not a curated record